Messenger RNA from Phalacrocorax carbo (great cormorant), 4329 nucleotides. The record is from RefSeq and is a predicted model, not a curated record. NCBI's taxonomy places the organism in Eukaryota, Metazoa, Chordata, Aves, Suliformes, Phalacrocoracidae.
GAAAGUAUGUGAGUCCCUCCCCCAGCACAGACUGAUCCCACCCGGCAUAUGAUCUGGGCUCCAUGUCAGCCAGGGCGGGCAGCACCGACUUGCCGGGGCGCUGUGUGUAGCCAGAGCAAUGACCUUAACGAAAAAGGGUUUCUACAGGGCUCUUCCACUCCCUUCUGAGGUGGCCAAGGCCAGCAUGGACAGGACCAGAGAUAUGGAGGAGAGCCUGCUGCAAUCUGUGACGAGAACUGGAGCACUGGUGCCAAAGAAGCGAGCGGUGGGAAGGCUGGUCAUGCACAGCAUGGCAAUGUUCGGCCGGGAGUUCUGCUAUGCUGUGGAGGCCGCCUUUGUCACGCCGGUGCUGCUCAGUGUAGGGCUGCCCAAGCACCUCUACAGCCUGGUGUGGCUCAUCAGCCCUAUCCUGGGCUUCGUGCUGCAGCCUGUGGUAGGUUCAGCCAGUGAUCACUGCACCUGUGGCUGGGGCAGGAGGCGGCCUUACAUUCUGGGUCUGGGCAUCAUAAUGCUGUUAGGCAUGGCUUUGUACCUCAACGGGGACGUGAUGAUCACAGCUUUCAUCGGUGGGAGAGACAAUCAGCGAACGUGGGCAAUAAUCAUUACCAUGCUGGGAGUAGUGCUUUUUGAUUUUGCAGCUGAUUUUAUCGAUGGCCCCAUCAAAGCAUAUUUAUUUGAUGUCUGCUCUCAUCAGGAUAAAGAGAAGGGUCUGCAUUACCACGCCCUCUUUACAGGCUUGGGAGGAGCCCUGGGUUACCUGACAGGUGCUAUGGAUUGGGGUCAAACUGUACUAGGAUUUUCCUUGGCAUCAGAAUUCCAGGUGAUUUUCUUCUUCGCUGCCCUGGUUUUCCUAAUCUGCCUUACCGUACAUCUGCACAGUAUUCCUGAAGUCCCACUCAGAUAUGAAAAUGAAGAGGCGAAGUUAUUGUUGGAAGUGACUGAAUCCUAUAACUAUAGCUCCAUAGAGGAGGAAAUAAAGAACAGUUACUUAAAAUCAACAUGUGCUGAAGUAAAUGCUGCGGCUAAACCGGGGAGAUACACUGAUACGUCACACACAGAGGAUCAAAGGCGUAUGACCCUUAAAUCACUUUUGAAGACACUUCUAAGCAUGCCAUCCCACUAUCGCUGUCUGUGUGUGAGCCACCUCUUUGGAUGGAUGGCUUUCCUAUCCAACAUGCUCUUCUUUACGGAUUUCAUGGGACAGGUUGUAUACCAGGGUAGUCCUUAUGCACCUCAUAACUCCACACUUUACCUUACAUACAAAACAGGAGUAGAAAUGGGAUGCUGGGGGUUGUGCAUCAAUGCAAUUUCUUCAUCAGUCUAUUCUUACCUGCAGAAAAUCCUUCUGCCAUACAUAGGAUUAAAGGGACUUUAUUUCAUUGGGUAUCUACUUUUUGGAUUGGGUACUGGACUAAUUGGCUUGUUUCCCAAUGUCUAUUCUACCCUGGCUCUAUGUUCCCUCUUUGGGGUCAUGUCCAGCACACUGUACACAGUGCCAUUUCACCUCAUUGCAGAGUAUCACAGGGAAGAAGAGAGCCUGAAGCUGCAGUAUGGGGAACAAGCCAGAGAACACAGGCGGGGGAAGGGCAUUGACUGUGCCGCUCUCACCUGCAUGGUCCAACUGGCCCAGAUCAUUCUCGGUGUGGGCCUGGGGCUCCUGGUUAGCGUUGCUGGCAGCGCGGUCACUGUGAUUUCGGCAUCUAUGGUGGCACUGAUCGGCUGCUGCUUUGUUGCUUUCUGUGUUCGAUACGUGGAGUAGGACUGUGUGAAGCAGUUGGAAGAAAUCUCCCCAGGGGAGUGCUUUCUUUCUGCAUCAGUAGCACUGGUGCUGUUGCCGUGCUGAUACCGUUGGCACACACAUCUUUCCCUCUUACCUCCUCGGAGUGGUGGCAAUUCCAGAGCUUUAUGAAAUGGAAAUUUGCGUAAUGCCCUCAGACUGAAAGCUUCUGUAUUUUGACUGCUUUAUUACUUCAUUCUUGCUGCCUCCAGUGUUACACAUGAUGGUAUGUAUGCCCAUGGUAUCUCAAUGCCCUACAUGAGGAGUCAUUACAAAAUUCCUCAUUACCCAUUUGUGGAAGAUAAUAAUGAAGUAUCUGAUAAAUUGAAGAAGUAAUAAAAAUGGACAGAGUUAGGAAGAAAGUUGUUAUUUAUCUUGUUUUUCAAUUAUCUUAAGUUCAGGGCUAUUCCCCUCUCAUAGUCAAAAGCUGCAGGAGGAUCAAACAGAUGUCAGAGGCCACACAGGGUACAAUUGUGUUAUGAUUAGUAGUACUGUUAAAUGACAGCAGUUAAUUCCCAGCUCCUGUCAAAAGCAGAUUUGGGUGUGAAAGAUAAUUGGAACAUAAAAAACAUUGAAACCUAUUGUUUAAAAGCAUAAGUAUAAAGCAAUUAUUUUAUACUGGAUCCUGCUGCUUCUGUAUAAAUUAAAUGAAAGUAUUGACUGAGCUUGUCAUGGAAGUCUGCUUAAGGCUGCUUUGCGAAUCCAUGUGUAGGCAUCUACACGAUCCAUCCUUGGGAAACAGCUGCCAUUUCCUCCUUCUUAAAAAACAGGCCUCUUGACUUUGGUACUGUAACAGAAAAAUAAGCUUGGCCAAAAUAAGAAUUUUAUGAAUGGUUGUAAGCCACUUAAAUCUUGACAUUGGAUAUGACAGUAUUUGCCUUAAAGUAGCAUCUCUGUUUUCUCUAUUUUCCUUCAUGCUUCUAGCUUUGAGUGAAACAGAUCUUUAGAGAAUAUUGUAAAUAAAUUCAGUUCUGCAAAGCACUAUCAGGAAUUAUUGUACAGUAAAUACUUAAGUCCAGGGUUUUUUUGUAUUUAAUUGCAUAUGAAAUCUCAUUCUUAUUUUUAUAAUAUUGCUAGAGUUUUGAAGAUCCUAUGUUUGUUAAAGUGAUACGCUGUAUUUAUGCAGUGCUUCCUCUGUCCUGAAAACUGUCAUAUCCAUUCGCUAUGUUGUAUGCUAAGCCACAUAAAGCCAUCUGCUAAUGCAAUAUUGUUAAUGAACAGUGACACAGAGAUACUAUUGCCAGGUAUGGUGUUUGGUUUGUUGUUUUUUUUUUUUUUUAAAUGUUGCACUUGUAUAAUCAACACAGUUCAGUCAAAAGCACUGUUGAGCUGAUCAGCUCUUAGAAGCCCUGCAUAAUAGGAACUGAUGACACCACAAAUAAAAGGUUAGAUCUGAGCAUAUGUUGCCUCUGCAGAGGUGCACCAACUUAAUCCUUUUUUAUGUUUUCAAGAGUAGAGUGAGUCAUUCAUUCUCAGGAAAACCAAUUUUCCCAUAGGCAAACUCUUAUUAAUUAUAACAAGGCCAUGGCAACUACAGCUGCCUUUUCUUGUUGAAGAUUGUGUCUCCACUGAAAGCCCAAAACAGAGCUCCGUGCAGGGCAAACCUUACCUUUCUUCACAGCUCCCUUAUCCUGCCUUAUGGAAAACCCAUGUUUUAUGGUUUCUUUAAUUUUGUGGCUCUUCACGAAUCCCCCUCAUGUCACACCCAUGGAAGAGUAAAGCUUGGAAGACUGAGUCCCCAGACUGUGCUUGAAACACUCUGUAGGUGCUGAGAUGGCUAGAGCAGAAAGGUCUCAACCAGGACUAAGAGAAGGCCAGAAAAUGAAGGAUGGUUGUUCCUCAAUUCACUUAUGCCAUCAUUGACUCACUAAUUUCCAUUAACUCAAUAUCUCCUGGGAGGAGGAAUUUUUAAGGGAAGAGUGAGGCUUCUGUGGAGACAUUCAAAUAGAGCAAGGAGGAGGUGAUCUGGUUUUAUAGAACUGCAGGACUUGAAGCAUCAUGUAUACCCAUGCUAGAGGAACUGAGGACAUAAAGCUCCAGUUCUGGUGUGUGGCUGGUAAGGGAACUUUGCAAUGUUUACCUAUGUCUUUGUCAAUAUUUUCUCUGAGGUUUACCAUUCAGAACAUUAAAAUUUGAAUGGUCAGUGCUAUCUUUGCUCUGUUACACAAAGAGAAAGCUGGCAUUUAUUCAGGCCCAUGGAGUGACUGUAGGUCUGUAGCAACAUAAUAAGAAUUGUGAACCUGCAGAGAGGAGAGAGUUGUGACCAUCACAUAUAUCAAUGCUUUUAUUUACAAGUUUAUUCAGAGACAACUGUUUCAGGAACUCACACUACCAUCUUUCUCAUGAUCUUCCCUUUUAAAAUUCACUACAUGCUACAGAACACAGAACAGAAUAGAGUCAGUAUUUCUUUGGAAAUCUCGCCAUAAAAACAUCCUAUACUGGUUUCUAAGACUUCAAAAGAAUAUCUUUCUUAAUGAGUCUCUGUUAAAAACAGCAAGCAGACAAAAAACUAUAUGAUUUGAAAAACAGUGUUUAAAACAGAAAAAUUAUGA